This is a messenger RNA of Osmerus eperlanus (European smelt), 2382 nucleotides long. RefSeq names its product chromosome 9 C14orf180 homolog (gene c9h14orf180). Gene Ontology annotation, biological process: positive regulation of Golgi to plasma membrane protein transport. Gene Ontology annotation, cellular component: trans-Golgi network; transport vesicle; plasma membrane. Gene Ontology annotation, molecular function: connexin binding. NCBI's taxonomy places the organism in Eukaryota, Metazoa, Chordata, Actinopteri, Osmeriformes, Osmeridae. The record is from RefSeq and is a predicted model, not a curated record. The transcript is spliced from 11 exons. Bases 916 to 1980 code for a protein of 354 amino acids.
CUGAACCAGGAGGUCCAGCCAGCAGCUGUCAGUCACCAUGGCAGCAGAAGCUGUUUCCUGAUCUCCUUGAGAGCUGGGCCAGCCUCUCCCUGAGGAGGCUGGUGCAAGGAGCACCUGCCCCUGAGUGGAAGGAGACAGUAUCGCUCUCGACCGGAUCGUCUGUGGAGCUGCGAGUGUCCCAGCCCUGGCCAGUCCCUUUUGUGUCUCCACCCAGACACCCACUGUCCCUCUACUCACUGUCCCUCUACCCACUGUCCCUCUACCCACUGUCCCUCUACCCACUGUCCCUCCACCCACUGUCCCUCUACCCACUGUCCCUCCACCCACUGUCCUUCCAAUCACUGUCCCUCCACCCACUGUCCCUCCACCCACUGUCCCUCUACCCACUGUCCCUCUACCCACUGUCCCUCCACCCACUGUCCCUCCACCCACUGUCCCUCCACCCACUGUCCCUCUACCCACUGUCCCUCUACCCACUGUCCCUCCACCCACUGUCCCUCCACCCACUGUCCCUCUACCCACUGUCCUCCACCCACUUUCCUCCACCCACUGUCCCUCUACCCACUGUCCCUCCACCCACUGUCCCUCUACCCACUGUCCCUCCGCUUCAUGUGGAUUAGUGGAGGUUGAAGGAAUUGCAAACAUCUGAAGCUGACCUGUCCCACAGGCCACCCGCUCCUCAUCAGCCACCUGCCCUUGACUCACUCUGGAUCGACGAGACAGACGAGGGGGCUCUCCUGUGUGCGCUGCCCUGGCCCCCGCUCGCCCGUGUGUGUUUAUGCGUGGGCCUCCUCGGUCCUCCUGCGACCGGCCUCGCUUCCCUGGAGGGUGGAGGAGCGGAGCUCAGCGUUCGUCCCUGGCUGGUGGAGCUCAGAUGGGAGGCAGCACUGCCCGGGGCCGUGGCUGGGACUGGGGAUGCUGAGCGGGGGGAGGGAGGGCCUGUUUGAGCUGGGACGGCGGCUCCAACAGCAGGGGGAGGCUCAGGCCGCGCUGCACUGUUUCCUCAGCAGCCUGCUGGGGCUCACGCACGUGCAGGGCUUCACCUCGCUGCCCAACUGUCUACACCAGAUCGCUGAGCUCUUCAUCACUGAAAAGAAUUAUGGGAAGGCCCUGCAGUUCAUACAAGCUGAGAAAAUGUUCUACGAGGUGGCCCUGAUCGAGCUUACCUCUCUGCAUGGUUCCACAGGACCUCAGGAGGAGGCUAUGCUGGGCUCGGCAGGAGGAUGUGGGUCUCCAGAGGAGCUUUCAGACCAGGCCUCCCAGGCGCAGCACCUGGAGAGGCUAGCGCAGCUCUGCAUCAUGAGCAAACGACCUCACCUUGCAUUAGAGUACAGUGGAAAGGCGACUAAAAUACACCAGAAGGCUUUUGGGAACGAUCACCCCAUCACAGCCAGAAGCCUGGAGUUGCUAGCCACAGUCUAUGCCGAGAUCGGCAAGACUGAAUACUCAGACUCUCUGGGCCAGUGUGUGUCCGCCCUGUCCAAGAGGUUUACGGCUGCAGAGUCCUUCAGAGACACCCUGAACGGGCUGCCCCACGCCCACACCCACUGCCACCGGGAGAAACGCUCUGAGCUGCGGAACAGAAAGGAAGUACACCAACAGGAGGACUCCUCCAACCUCCAGCCCGCCGGCAGUAAGACCCCCACCUCCAUCUUGAAGAGGCCGGGGCCAGGGUCCGACACCGAGGCCGUCCACAGGCGGAAAGGCGAGCGGCGGGUUCGCUUCAGAGAGCCUGAGACCACGGUGCACGACAUCCCAUAUGAGCGUUUGGGCGCAUAUGACACAUCACAAGCCCGCUCCCACCUGGCCCUGUUUACCUGCCUGUUCCUGAUGAUGUCACUGCUGGGCGUGGCGCUGUACUGCACGGAUCGCCGGCGGCCUCAGCGCAUGUGUGAGGACCUGGAGGCCUCUCUGGCAGUCUACCUGCUGAAGGCCAAGCAGCUGGUCUGGGCCUGCUGGGGCUGGCUCACCAUGCAGUGACGGGAACCAGCCGCCAGGAAGGACAGGGAGCAAGAUCUCCACGCUCUCUGCAUCCGCCCGGACGCUCCCGGAACAGCUCAGUCCACCGCCGCCCGGCUGAAACUCUUUCUAUGGCCAUGGGCUGAGCUCCCUUACUGUUAAUCUCACACGAGUAGGAAGAGCCUCGUAAUCCCAGAGAUAAUGUAGCUUCGAUGCUUGUAUGUAUAUGUACCUGGGGGGAGGGGGGGCCCGUUCAGUUCGGUUGGUAUAUUUUGCACAUUUGCAAAGCUAAAGCUCACUGGUUAUGCUCACUUAACUGCUACGGUCAUUUGCCUUUUUUGAUUAUCGGCACACAUUUAUUGUACGUGUGUGAAUGUUUCCAUGGAAUGCAAAUAUUUAUUUUAUUACAAAACUAUAACAUUU